GUCUGACCGCUCGGGCCAGCGCGGAUGCAGUUCAGCGAGAGCAAGGGCCCGGGCGGCGCCAGGAACGAGAGGAAGAAGCCCCAGCUCAAGGCCGAGUAUGCCACGCUGAGCAAGGACGGCAAGUCCGUCUGGGAGCCCGGGCUCCCCGCGGAGGUGACCUCGCGGCGGGUGCACAAGCCCGUGCGGAAUGCGCCCGUCGAGGAGGCUUCGAUCAAGUGCGACCUCCGCCACACGCUGCACAUGACGCCGGCGGCCAGGGCCGAGUGGCUGGACAAGGCCAUGCAGGCGAUCCCGACGGGCCGCGCGAAGGUCCAGGAGGUUUUCAACAUCGUGACGCACCCCAAGUUCGUGUCCGGGGUGCCCGACAAGGUCGGCAGGAGAAUGUUGCGGAUCGUUGCCGGGGCGCUCGACAAUUUCUCGGACAAGCAGCGGAUCACGCUGGUGUCGAAGUGCAAGUUGGCCGAGCUCUACCAGUCCGCGGCCAUGCUCGCGGAGGGCGAGGACGACGACGGGGACGCCGACGAGGAGCUCGCCGGUGCGGGCCUGGAAGGCGACGCCGCGGAGGAAGAGCCGGCGGCGAGCCGCUCCCGCUCGCGGAGGUCUCUCCUCCCGCAGGGGCCGCCGGCGCUCGCGGUCGCGCAGGCGGAAGGCCGUGGGCGACGCCCGCGGGCACCAGUCGCCCGUGCGUUCCCAGGCGCCGGCGGCGAGGCCCCCGCCGCCGCCAGAGGGCGCGAGGGCGGAGCCCCCCCGCGAGCGGCCGCCCGCGCCCGCGGCGAGGCAGCCGCCCCCGGAGAGGGAGGAGAGCCCGACAUGUCACCAGCGGAGCGAGCCGGGCUGGAGCAGGCCCUAGCUGCGCGGCAGAGGCAGCAGGAGGAGGAGCGCAGGAAGCUGGACGAGGACCGCAGGGCCUACGAGGACAAGGAGAGGCAGCGGAAGGCCAGGCUCGGGUCCGCUUUCCUCAUGGCUGACGAGGACCAGAGGAGGAGGACGACCCGAACGCACUGGCGGCGACCCUGAAGAGCCGGCGGAAGGCCGAGGACUCCCUGCAAGACCUGCAGUCGGUGCAGGCGGCGCCGAGCAGGACCCCGCAGCCGCUGUCGCAGCCGCUCGGGCACACGGCCGCAGGCGGCGCGGGGCAGGACCCGCGGUUCGUGGAGGCGAUGGCCCGUUCCGACGGCCCUCCUCCCCGGAAGGCGCACAAGAUCCUUGCCAGCGCUGCCACCACGGGGCGGCUGGGAGCCCCGAGCCCCUCGAGGUCGCCGUCCCGCCCACGCCGCCCGCGCAGACGAUCCAGAUCCCGCUCGAGGGGAGGAGGAGGCGCCCGCCUCGACAUGAGGAGCUCUGGGAGCUACCGGUCGCCGACGCCGGACGGGCGGGCCCGGGGGGCGGCCAGGGCGGCGCGGAAGGCGCGGAUGAUCGCCUCGCUGAUGGGGAUGCCUCUGUCCCGCUGACAUUGCCCGCGGGCGGGUGGGGCGGACUGAGGCCACACCUCGGGCCUCGAUCUUCCUCGCGGUUGUAGGGUCUGCCUGUUCUGCUGUGUGUCUUCCGGCUGGUCAAUGCGGUUGCUCUUGCGGACCGGACCAGAAUGACGAGCGGAGGAGAAUGAGAAGGAGGAGGAACAGGCCCACGUGGUUCUCAGGGCGGCCACCCCAACCGCGGCGCUGAUCUGAGGAGCCCUCAUCAUCUUCGCUACGCUGAGGAACAAAAGCAG
Messenger RNA from Prorocentrum cordatum, 1711 nucleotides. The record is from the annotation of a GenBank genome assembly. Lineage: Eukaryota; Dinophyceae; Prorocentrales; Prorocentraceae.